Aspergillus tanneri is the source of this 3318-nucleotide messenger RNA. Its product is annotated as TAPT1 family protein. Bases 1 to 3318 code for a protein of 1105 amino acids. Lineage: Eukaryota; Fungi; Ascomycota; Eurotiomycetes; Eurotiales; Aspergillaceae. Gene Ontology annotation, cellular component: endoplasmic reticulum membrane. Gene Ontology annotation, biological process: maintenance of protein localization in endoplasmic reticulum. The record is from RefSeq and is a predicted model, not a curated record. The transcript has a single exon.
AUGGGUGCUGUUUCCGUCCCCUGCAAUGGUGUCCUCCGUUCUCCUUAUUCCUCCGCCGAUACGCAUGGGGUAAAUAAUAUCCCCGAAGUCUCGGAUCCCUCUGAUUUUGAAUCUCCCGUGUCUCCGACGAAACGAACCAUGGAUGCGGUGAACGGUGAUUCGGUUGAGCGACCACAGGACACCGCCACAGUGUCAGCAUCAUUUCGACCGGCCAACACAGAUCUCCAGGGCCACCGCCCUGACCUAGUCGCAGGAGCUGGAAAUCCCGACGAAGCGCCCCGGAAGUAUCGAACACUUCCGUCACCGCACGCAGAUCAGAUGCAGGAGAAAGUGGCCAACGGCAUCAACCAUGCGCAACCGGACAGAUCUGCAGCCUCGCCCUACCCAUCGACCGAACAUCACGACCGGACAAUUUCAGAUAUCAAGCUACAGCAGAAUGGGAUUAGUUUCAGUACCGAGAGGGACCAUGAACUGAGGUUUCCCAGAAACCACGCUUUGAAUGGUGACCGAAAAGGCGGUCAGCUCUCUCUAACGUCUGACCAGGCGUCGGGAAUGGUUUUUGAGCACUUCCAGGAAGGUCCCAGUAGUGAUGCAGAACAAAAUGUGCAUAAAAAUUCGUUGAUUGAUGUCUUCAAAGGUCCAGCUGUUGCUACCGCUUUGGACCAGUUGUCCGGAGAGUCAUCCCCUCCGACAAACCAAGAGAAGGAUCGCGAUCAAGUCCCAAAGUUGUCGUCGGCCAAGAUACGGGAGCUUACCUCUUCGCCCCAAUCCAUACCAUAUCGCGCGGCCCCAGUGGAAGGGGAACAAGGUCGGCGGGUGGUGUCAGAUGGUGCAUCUGCAGCGGUCCAUCAAUCAGAAAACACAGGGGUGGAAUCACAACCACCGAAUGACCUGAAGAUGUCUCUGGAUCACACACCCAAACAACGACCCAGUACAGAGUCCUCUGUGGAUUUUGUCUCGGGCUUAGUUAUGAAGCCUUCUCCAUCAACUGCGCGAAAUCGACCCCAGGUGCCGCAUACUUUUUCUACACCCAGUUCCCUGCGACGACAAACUCUACCUUCCAACGAGCGCCUGUCACAAGCAUGGGCAUCCCGAUCGAAGCAGGAUCGCCCGACCGUCAGCAAGGACUUAGAAACGAGACACCUCCAUUCUUCGCCAGCUGUGGCCGAACCGGCGCUACCAUCGCCUUUACCCCCGUCAAUUCCCCUUCCUCCUCUGUCGGUUCCGACGUACUUGCAAUUGGAGCUGGCGUCUGGCCGACCCUCACCAUUAUACAUCCACCGCUCAGCGAUGAGUGACUUCCCUUACGAGUCAUCUCGCGUCAAACUCGAGCGACUCAUGAACUUUUUGAUGCUUCCUCCCGCGCUAGAGCAGGUCCUCUGGUUUGGGAUCCUAGCGUGUUUGGACUCGUGGCUUUAUUCCUUUACUAUUCUCCCCCUCCGUUUUUUCAAAGCAUUGUAUAUCCUGUUAGAAUCAUGGAUGAUUAAUCUAGGCGCGGAGUUCCGUUUUGUGUCAGGUUUUAUCAUAAAGGGCGUUGGAAGAGUAUGGCGAAGACGCGCGAGAUCCUCGAUAGAUACGACUCAUGAGCAACCUCGGGGGUUAGAACCGGAGGCUCGGGGCCGAGUGACAUCGGGAAAACAGGAGCAGAAUCCCAUGGAUCGAGAAGUGCACAAUCGUGCCAGCGAACCGCGUCGGAGACGCCGCACCGACGUCCAGCUCCGGUACCAGCAUCGGCGGCAGAAAUCUACUCCGUCCGCGCUGCUCCCCGACGACAAGGCAGACAUUCUUAAGGGGCUACUUAUGAUCACCACGUGCUCGAUUCUGAUGUAUUUUGAUGCGAGUCGGAUGUACCACUGGAUUCGCGGGCAGGCUGCCAUCAAGUUAUAUGUUAUCUACAAUGUACUGGAAGUCAGUGACCGACUGCUUGCCGCCAUUGGACAGGAUGUGCUCGAGUGCCUUUUUUCACGGGAAGCCCUGGAACGCCGGCCGGAUGGACGAAGCAAAGUCUUCCGCCCUUUUGGGCUUUUCCUACUGGCCCUCACCUACACCGUUAUUCAUGCCACCGCACUGUUCUUCCAGGUCAUGACACUGAACGUGGCGGUCAAUUCGUAUUCAAAUGCCUUGAUCACUCUGCUUCUCUCGAACCAGUUCGUUGAGAUCAAGUCCACUGUCUUUAAGAAGUUCGAAAAGGAGAACUUGUUCCAGCUGACUUGUGCGGACGUGGUGGAGCGGUUCCAAUUAUGGCUGAUGCUCACCAUAAUCGCAUCUCGAAACUUUGUGGAGACGGGUGCCUUCAGCUUUUUUGGCAGCCUAGGAUCCAGUUUUGGCACUUUUUCGUCAACUGCCACAAACAGCACACCGCUGUCGACUCCACCGCGGACGGCGUCGUCAAUCCUUCCACAGUCAUUCACCAUCGUUCCGUCCUCUAUUAUCGCGUCCUUCAGUCAUGUCAAUUCGUUCCUCCCCACUCUGGCUCAGGUCCUCGGCCCAUUCCUAGUUGUCCUGGGGUCUGAAAUGCUGGUCGACUGGCUCAAGCACGCCUACAUAAACAAAUUCAACAAUACGCGGCCUGCCAUUUAUUUGCGAUUCUUAGACAUCCUCGCCAAAGAUUACUACACCAAUGCGUUUGGUGACCAAAAUCUCACCCGGCGACUAGGCCUGCCAGUCAUUCCGCUGUCGUGUCUUUUCUUCCGGGUCUCGGUGCAGACGUACCAGAUGUUCUUGGCCUCCCUGCUGCCGCAACACCCGUCAUCAACGGCUGUGUCUUCGACCUCACUGUCCUCAAUCCAUAGUCACUACGUACCGGCCCCGAUGACCUCACCGCAACCCUUGACCAUCCGUACGAUCCUUCCGGUAUCAGCAGCCCACGUGGGAACAGUCUUCCGACAGCUGUUGGCGAAUACCAUGCCCUCCCCGGCUCAGUCCGUGACCAUCUUCACCGUGGUUCUCCUUCUCACGGGAUUCGUGCUAUUGUUGAUAUUCAAACUACUACUGGGCAUGGUCCUACUAGCCUUUGCGCGCGGCCGCUAUAAAGCGAUGAAGCAUCGCGAAGCGGAGCAUGCGUCAUCAGCUGCCCGUGCCACAGCCGAGAAUGGUGGACCGCCUCGUGGACGGGAGUUCGCCGUGGAAGGCAGCCGACGGGUUGGGGGAUGGGGAAUGGUCGAGGUAAACGAUGACCAACGUCGUUGGAUCUAUGUGGAUGAUCCGGAGGCGUUGCGACGAUUGAAAGCUAAGGAGGAGAAAGAUAAGAACACGAAGGAGGAGAUGAAUAUGGACCAUGUGCAGCGAUAUGAGAUGGUCGCCAAGCGAAUCUGGUAG